Molecule: messenger RNA, 1167 nt
Organism: Exserohilum turcica Et28A
Lineage: Eukaryota; Fungi; Ascomycota; Dothideomycetes; Pleosporales; Pleosporaceae
Product: glycoside hydrolase family 76 protein
Exons: 2
Coding region: 1-1167 (388 amino acids)
Biological process (GO): fungal-type cell wall biogenesis; carbohydrate catabolic process
Molecular function (GO): mannan endo-1,6-alpha-mannosidase activity
Source: RefSeq, a predicted model, not a curated record
AUGAUACCAACAAAUUUCGCAAACGCAAUCAACGUCGUUAUCCAGUCCGCCGCCCUGGCCGCUCAACCACCAGCACCAUCAGUGUCCACUCUGCUCGGCACCGCCCCACGCCUCGCGGCAUCCAUCAAGGCCAGCUUCCCGAAUCCAAAUCUCGCUCUCCUCCCGCAACCAAUUUGGUGGUGGCAAUCUGGCACUGCCGUCGAGGCACUGCUCACAUACACCUCCGUAACAGGCGACCACCAAUACGAGCCAAUUCUCCAAAAUACCAUUCUCAGCCAAGCGACUCCAGGCGAUGAUUUCCUCACCGUCGAUGCUACCGGAAACGACGACCAAGCAUGGUGGGCCCUGGCUGCCGCCACGGCUGCUGAAGUGAAACUCCCCGACACCAAUCCUAACGCUACAUGGCUCGACCUCGCACGCAAUGUCUACGAGCAGCAGAAAGCACGCUGGGGAAACGAGAAGAAAGGAUCUGGAGGAUGUAAAGGCGGGUUGGGUUGGAAGAUUGCCAAAGGCGACGGCAACGACGGCUUCUUCUACAAAAACAGCAUUUCCAACGGCCUGCUCUUCCAACUUGCCGCGCGGGUAGCCCAGCUAUCUGCCGUGCAGAACGAGACUGCCGCCGCGGAGAUGAGCGCCUGGGCCAAUACAGUGUACGACUGGAGUGUGCAAGUGGGCCUUGUCAACGACCAGUUCGAUGUGUUUGAUGGCACCGACGAGAAGAACGGAUGUGCGGAUUUGAACCACAACCAGUGGAGCUACAAUGUGGGCGUGUACAUGUACGGGUCGGCCGUCAUGGCAGUGCAGACGGGCGACGCAAAGUGGGUGCAGCGAACCCGGGGCUUCAUCCAAUCUGCGAACCGCACGUUUGUAAAUCACGACACGGGCGCCCUGUGGGAGGCGACGUGCGAAAAGGACAAGAGCUGCGAUGCCGAUCAGAUUUCCUUCAAGGGACUGCUGGCAAGGUGGUUGGGUGCUACAGCUGAGAUUCUGCCACAAGUCAGUCUCGAUGCAAAGGCCAUUGGCACCAUGGACGGACUGGGCCCCAUUGACUCGUUCAACGCGCUCGAGCUCAUGUGCGCCAGUCUGAAGACGCAGGAGGUCCAGGGCGACGAGGGCGGUAUGAUUGGGCUGAGAAGGGCGAGGAGAGGAGUCGCUCGACAAGUUUGA